Molecule: messenger RNA, 1182 nt
Organism: Ostrinia furnacalis (Asian corn borer)
Lineage: Eukaryota; Metazoa; Arthropoda; Insecta; Lepidoptera; Crambidae
Product: protein smg8-like
Exons: 6
Coding region: 85-1182 (365 amino acids)
Biological process (GO): nuclear-transcribed mRNA catabolic process, nonsense-mediated decay
Source: RefSeq, a predicted model, not a curated record
AAUAAACAGCUGAUGUGUGUGUGCUUGCUUUGUAAAUAAAUUAAAUGUUUUCCAAAAAUAUUCACAUUGUCAAAUACAAUAAUCAUGAAAGUAUUUACUAUCAAUGAUAUCCCGGAGUUUUCUAAAAAGGAGCGAAUAGUUGUAGUAGGUGUUAUUGGGAAGUCGCCGUACCGGUAUCCCAACAAAACAACCCCACUUUUGCCGAACGUAUCUACGGAUGAGAAUGGCAUCGAAUGCCACUGGGAAGAGCGCCGUGGCGUGCUCAUUCUCCACGCAGUCACGUAUCUAGACACAAAGCGGCUGGCGGAGCUGGCUGCGACCCUCGAUGAGAACUCCAAAAGCACUGACAAGGACGCCGACGCCGCCCACUGGCUGGUGGCCUCAGGGGAGCUGGCAGCCGAGUCCUGCCGCGCCAUCGCGCUACUGUUCCACUUGUGCCAUAUAGUGGUGCUCUCGUCGCCUACCCAUGUCUUUGAUCUGGGAUACAUCCAGCUGUUUAAGGCUAUUGAUGCUUUCAGGACAGAGUUGGCCCCAAAAACAACUGCAGCAUUUGCAGACCUUGGUCUGGGUGGAGCCUGGGAGACCCACGGCCGGACUUGCUGCCCCCGGCUGCUGUUCCACUUCAGGAGAGCCCCCACCCCCCUCAGGAGGGUGCCAGCUGGAUUAAAGAGGCUUGAGCAUGCUGUGGAGGAUCAGCUUUAUUUCAUUUUGAGGAAGGCUCGCAUUAUUACUAAUGUUUGUGCCAAAUCGCUGUUCGCCAUCCCCAAAAACGAGGAGUUUGUGUACAUUAACGCGGACGACCCGGGCUGCGCGCGUGACGUCAGCUCGCUCGUGCGCGGGCUCGUCGAGCUGUGCCACGGCGCGGAGCCCGAGCCGCCGGCGGAGCGGCCCGGCUUCAGGCAGUUCCUGCAAGGGCAUAUAGACCUAGCCUUUAGUGAGGGCUUCGAUGACAAUGUGGGGAAGUACGCGAUGAGCACUUCGUUCUUUGAGCUGCCAAGUGCGUCUGCCUGGCGGUCCGCGGCGCAGGCGCUGACUCCACUAUACUUGGAGGAAGACGGCGAUCAAGACGCAGGCGGCGCUCUUUUUGACGCGCUCGCCACUGAUGUUCGGUUCUCGCAGGCGAGGUGUGCCAAGGUAAUGGAUUCGUUUAAUUGGAAUUCGGCCAACGAGGAUGCACUAUGA